AUGUCAAAGUCUCUACACCCGGUAUUCCGCAAAGGAGCAACAGCUCUCAUCACAGGUGCAGCCUCUGGAAUCGGCCUGGCAACCGCGCGCCUCUGCUAUGCUCAUCACAUGAAUCUCAUCCUUCUCGACAUCAACAAGGAGAAUCUCUUACAACGCACCAAGGAAUUCCCUUCCAGCUCCGAUAUCACGGUUUCAACUUUUGAAAUAGACGUCUCCAAUUCCCAGGACUGGGACAGAAUACAGCGCGAGGUCUUCGCUCUUCAUCCCGGCGGAAUCGACCUGCUCAUGUUAAACGCGGGGAACAGCUUCAAGCCUGCUGCAGGAAAAACGAGCUGGCAGGACCCAGAAUACUUUCAAAAGACGUUUGCUGUUAAUACGUUUGGAUACACGAACGGCAUCGCGGCGUUCAUCGACAGCAUCACCAGCAACACAACCGAUAAGCGUGCUAUAAUCCUGACUGGGUCUAAACAAGGAAUUACGAAUCCACCUGGCAACCCGGCAUACAACGCAUCGAAAAGCGCCGUGAAAACUAUUGCUGAACACUUAUCCUUUGACUUGCAUACCAGCAACCCAAACAUCAGUGUCCAUCUUUUGGUUCCUGGCUGGACAUUUACAGGCCUUACGAAAGCGCAUUUCACCUCAAAGCCAGACGGUGCCUGGACGCCAAUGGAGGUUGUUAAUUUUAUGAGCGAGAAGAUGGCUGCGGGUCAGUUUUAUAUUUUGUGCCCUGAUAAUGAUGUCACGGAAGAUUUGGAUAAAAGAAGGAUUACGUGGGGAUAUGGAGAUAUUGUUUAUGGACGUCCGCCGCUGUCAAGGUGGAGGGGGGAUUGGAAAGAGAAGGCGGCCGAGGGGAUUGCAACUAUCCAAAUACCGGAGCAAUGA
Molecule: messenger RNA, 882 nt
Organism: Talaromyces marneffei
Lineage: Eukaryota; Fungi; Ascomycota; Eurotiomycetes; Eurotiales; Trichocomaceae
Exons: 1
Coding region: 1-882 (293 amino acids)
Cellular component (GO): intracellular anatomical structure
Molecular function (GO): oxidoreductase activity, acting on NAD(P)H, oxygen as acceptor
Source: RefSeq, a predicted model, not a curated record